CUUGUCUUCCUCCAUAUCUCAACACCACUUUUUCUAUCCUCCGCUUGUUCUCACAGAGUCAGAACGUUGCUCCUUUUUCUUUUUCUGGGAGGGUGGAGGGGUGAGGAGAGGCUUGGAAGUUGCACUUUUUUUUUCAGUGUUUUAUUCUUCAAAUAACUGCUCGUGGUCUCUUUAUGUCCAUGCAGAGAGCUGCAUCUGCGAAAGAGCGCCUUACAGCUGUGCUAAGGAGUCUUCUGCCUUUGUAUGAUGAUGGGGAAGAUCGGAGCUCCUCUAUUCAAUUAGCCAUGGAGGAAUUGCAGAAUGCAAGCCUUGGAGGUGAACAGAAAAACAAGUACCAGUCUGGUAUCUUUGCCCCAGUGUCUAAGAGUGCAUUAUAUUGGAAGAGGAAGUCCCAGGUCCUGGAGAUGGAGACAGAGGUGCUGGCUGCCAAAAUUGCUAAGCUUCAGAAUCAAUUGGACUCUGAGAAGACAAGGAAGCACAAGAAAUCGGUGAGCGACAGGAAGAGAGUGUCAGGAGCUGCUCAGACUGAACCCGAGUCCCCCAGAGAGAGUAUGGAACCGUGGGCAAACAGGAUCGACCUGUGGAAGAAAAGGAUUGAGAUCUUCAAGCGCCAGCUUCACAAGGAGGAGGCCCGCAGUACAUUGCUGCUCAAGCGAGCCAGCAAGAUGCAGCAAAGGGUGGCCUACCUCACAAAUGUUGCCUCACAGUUGCAGAGGGAAAAGGGCCAGGCAGUUGAAGCUCAUAGAGAGGCUGUUCAGAGAAACAAGGACAUGAAGAUCCAGCUGCAGGAGCAAAUGGAAAAGGCAAAAGCAGUGGAAGCAAAAUUGGUGCGCGAUGCAAAGUGGAAUGCUGUUGGAGGUGUGUGGGGGAUGGAGCUGGAGGCUGUCAUGAACAAAUUGUGUGAGAGGUACAGGAGGCUCUUUGAGAAAACUGACAUGCCACUAACUGGACAAACGGUAGUCGGAGAAAUUCUGGACAGAGUGGGUGACAUAUUGAAGAUUCAGAAGCGAGCUGGUCAAGAGGCUGCACUCUUGACCAAGGAGCUGCAAAAGCUUGAGGACAAUUAUGUCCAGGAGAAAGGGGAAGCCAUGUCAGGACAAGGACACUUUGCCGACGAGGAGUUUGAGAGAACACCAAGGGCCAUUGCGCUGAAGGGUAUCUGUGACCAUGCUGACAAAAUUGCACGCCUGCAGAGAAAAGCCUUUGCAGAGACAGGUAAUCUCCAAGGCCAGAUGCAGUCUCUCUUACAGCAAAUGAAGGAUGGGCCUAAGAACGAUGAAAAGAGUGGAGAGGAUGCCUAUAAUCUGUCUGAAGGUGGCCAAAGGGAUUCAACAGCCGCUGCAGAUUUAGAACACGCAUCAGCAUGGGGAGUGGCGGUCAGAGGAGAGAUGAACAUGAGUGAUCGACUUGUUGAACCCGGUUCUGGAAGAACCCGGAACCUAGGGGAGGAGGGGGUAGACUCAAGAAAUGCCAGUGAAUGGGUGGACGUGAUGAGAAACAUGAAUAGAUUGCAAGCAGAGACUGACGACUUGAGGCAAGAGAUGGAUAUGGUCAUGAAAGCGAGCGAGGAAGAAAGGUGGGUGGUUUCAGAGGAGAUCCAGCACCUGCAAGAACUUGUGAAGGAGCUCAUCGAUACCACCACUGAGAUAGCUGAACUGAAGAUAGAGAUUCAGGAUGCAACGGCGGUUGAUAUUGCCCAGCGACAAAUGGGCACAGCAGCAAGAGCACGAUCUGCAGACCCACAAACUGGCAUGGUGAUCGAUCCAGAAGUGGAAGGAUCAACAAUCUGGGACAUGGAGGGGCUUAGGAGAAAGCUUUAUGAAAUGGAAGGUAGCAUGAGGGAAGAAGAGGAAGAGGCUUUGCAGCUCAGACUUCUCCUCAAGGAGAGAGAGCUGGAAAUGACAGAAAUGGUUGAGGAAUUAUGGAAACGGGCAAGAGGAUACCAUCCCACUGAACUCUCUGAGAAUUUUGAGCACGUAUGGGAGCGUGAGAUGAGUAAUUUGGAGGCAAGAAAAAUCAGGACUUCUCCCUCGGAGAGGACAAUGGUCAUGAAUGGUGAUGUGGCUGAUUCAGAGACAGGAAAGCAGUUUUCCGCAGCACGCUCAGAGAAGAUAAAAAGUAUGGUUCAGCCAGAAGAUCGUAAGGAGUUGCUGGGAAGGAUUCAUGAAGACGAAAAUGAAGAUGAAGAUGAAGACAAUGCAGACUGGGAGCAGGAGAAGAAGGGAAAGAAACAGAAGAGAUCGCUGAGUGAAGCGUCUGCCAGGACUUCUGUUAGCACACAACAAGGUUCUGCAAGGAAACAAACACAGGGGAAAACUAUAGAGGUUCGGGAAGACCGGCCCCGAUCCCCGAGAAAUGCAUCUGUCAGGGAUGACAUCAGUGCAAAUCAAGCUACUGAGGUCCUGCGAAUCGAGGGGGAGAUUAUGGACAAUGAGAGCAGUGCGUCCAAAUAUUUGUCCAGAUACCUGGACGAACCAGAUGUAGGGACAGAGGCAGACGCCAGUGCAAGCCAAGGUUUGGAGACCCAGCAACCGCAAGAGAAGACCGCCGAGACCCAGGCAAACACGCCCAGGUCCCAGAAUGAAGCAUCUGGUGGGGCUGACGUCAUCGUAGGCCAAGGUUUGGAGAUCCAGCAACAACCAGAUGGGAAGACUCUCGAGGUCCAAAUGAACACCCGCAGGUCCGAGAAUGAAGCUUCUGCCGGGGCUGAUGUCAGUGCAUACGAAGGUCCCGAGAUCCAGGAUAAGACCAUCGAGAUCCAGACAAACACACCCCGGUCCCAGAAUGGAGCAUCUGCCGGUGCUGACAUCAGUGCAAACCAAGGUUCCGCUGUCCAGCAAAUGCAAGGGGAGAUAAUGGAAGGCCAGACAAACGAGCUCAGAUCCCUAAGUGGAGCACUUAUGGGGACAGAUGCAGACGUCCGUUCAGACCCAGGUCCCGAGAUCCAGGGAAUGCAAGGGGAGGUUAUCACCCAGCUCAUGCCAGAGGCCAAGACAAAUGAGCCCAGAUCAGUAAGUGAAGAAGGCGUGGGGAGAGAUGCAGGCGUCAGUGCAAACCAAGGUUCGGAGACCCACCAACUGGAGGGACAAACCGUUGAGGCCCAGACAAACACACCCAGAGGCAUCUCUGCAAGCCAAGGUUUUGACACCCAGAUCAUGCCAGAGGCGACUAUGGGGUCCCAAACAAACACACGCCGACCGCUGAAUGAAGCAGCUGUUGGCGUUGAUGUCGGUGCAACACAAGGUUCUGCGACAAAGCAAAUACAGGGGGAAGACAUUCAGGUCCAGGCAGAUAUGCCCGUAUCGCUGACUGACGAAAGUCAAAGACAAAACGUCAGGGCCAGGCAAGAUUCUGUGCAUGCAGGAGUUACGGAGGCCCUGAACAUAAAGAGUGAAAGCGACAAUAUAGUGAGCGCAGUGCGUAGACUAUGCGAGCUAAGGAGCAUGUCGGCCGCCAACCAAGCAGAAGCCAUCACUCAGUUACACGAAGAGCUGGGGAGACUGAAUGCUGUCAUGGAAGGAGUGGCAACGCUUGAAGACAGCAAUAACCGGGUCAAGGAGUUGAGAGAGAAGAUGGAGAAUAUGGCAGAAACAAUCCAAACAGCGUCAGAGGAAAUCAAGAGGAUUGUUAAAGAGAGAGAUGUUCUGGCGAAUGAGGUGGAAAAGAGAACCAGAAGAGCCACCUCACUGGGCAGUCAAAUAGGAAUUGUCAGGCUUAAGAUUGCUGAAAUUGUUACAGAUGCCAAGUGGGACAAGGACGGAAUGAGUGACAGCGACCGCCAGGAAAUGCAGAGGAAGGUCAAGGAGCUGCAAGAAACUCUGGAAUCAUCCAAAGCCAGCGAUGUCGAGUAUGACGAUGCCGAAAGAACUGAUGCUGUUGAUGUCAGUUCUGAUGUGGUGAAAGACAUAACCGAGUUCAUCCAUGGAAGACGGAGCAUUGAGGACUUAGAGAGAGCUGCGGCCUCGAAGGAGCCAUUGAUUGCAAUUAUAGGGGAGGGAAAGAGUGUGACCAAGCGUGAGAACAAGAUGGCGUUUGUGAUAAGUGUCUUGGGAAGGGAAAUAACCAAGCUGAGGGAGGAAAAUAAUGAGCUAGAAGGUCAGUGUGCCGUGCUUGAGCGACAGCUGGAAGAAUCAGGUUGGUGGAACAGCAAAGAGUUGCAAGAGGAGUUAGGCGGGCUGUGGGUUGAGAUGGAUGAGCUGAGAAUACCCCUGGAGGAGCAAGUGAAUUACCUGAAGAUUCUAUUAGAAUCACUGGCAAAGAAACUUCCCUCUGUUAGAGAACUUUACAGCGCGGUACAGGGCUCUCUGGCGGAUGGUGGUUCAGGAGGAGCUGACGACUCAGAUCAUGUUAUGAUGCUGGACAAUGCGCAUGGCACAGAGGCACAAGCAACCAUCACCGGAGGACUUCCAGUUGAUACGGAUCUUGCAGCAAUGCCAGAAGAUGAAAGACGUGGCAGUAAAAUCCCAAGACAAAGCAGAUUGAGUAGGCUGAGCAGAAUGUUGAGUGUCAUAGAUGACAGCAACCGCCGCCGAAGCACAUCCAUUGCCAGUGCUCAACAAGCUCCUCGCCUUAGCCGUGUAAGUGCUGAUUGGAGGGAAGGCUUGUCUGGACAACAGUCCACGAGAGGUAGCUUCCAGCUGAGGAGGGAAACCUUACAAGGUGAGGAUAUACCGCCUCCCAGGAGAGCUGCAAGUGCCAGCAGUUCGUUCUUCAAUGGAAAUCGCCGAAGCACAUUCAUGGACAGUGCUCAAUCAGCUUCGCGCCUCAGUCGUGUAAGUGAUGAUCAGAGUGCAAACUCGCCUGGACAACAAACCGCAAGAGGCAGCUUCCAGACAAGGAGAGAAACCUUACAAAGUGAGGACAUGCCACCUCCCAGGAGACCUGCAAGUGCCACCAGUUCUUUCUUCGCUGGAAAUCGCCAAAGCACAUCCAUUGACAGCGCUCAACCAGGGCCUCGCCUAAGCCGUGUAAGUGACGAUCGGAGUGUAGGCUUGCCUGGAGAACAGACUACGAGAGGUAGCUUCCAGACAAGGAGAGAAACCUUGGAAAGUGAGGAUAUCCCUCCUCCUGGGAGACCUGUGAGCGCCAGCAGUUCUUUCUUCAAUGGAAAUCCUGGAAGCACAUCCAUUGACAGUGCUCAACCAGCUCCUCGCCUAAGCCGUGUAAGUGACGAUCGGAGUGCAGGCUCAUCUGAAGAACAGACUACGAGAGGUAGCUUCCAGGCCAGGAGAGAAACCUUGGAAAGUGAGGAUAUCCCUCCUCCCAAGAGACCUGCUAGCGCCAGCAGUUCUUUCUUCAAUGGAUAUCGUCAAAGCACAUCCACUGACAUCGCUCAACCAGCUCCUCGCCUUAGCCAUGCAAGUGAUGAUUGGAGUGCAGGCCCGUCUGGACAACAGACAAUGGGAGGUAGCUUCCAGACAAUGAGGGACAGCUUACAAAGUGAGGAUAUGCCGCCUCCCAGAAGACCUGCAAAUGCCAGCAGUUCUUUCUUCAGUGGAAACCGCCAAAGCACAUCCUUUGAGAGUGCUCAACCAGCUUCUCGCCUUAGCUGGGUAAAUGAUGGUCGGAGUGCAGACUCGUCUGGACAACAGACCACAAGAGGUAGCUUCCAGACAAGGAGAGAAACCAUACGAGGAUCACCUGGACAACAGUCUGCGAGAGGUAGCUUCCAGACAAGGAGAGAAACCUUGGAAAGUGAGAAUAUGCCGCUCCGCAGGAGAGCUGCAAGCACCAGCAGUGCUUUCUUUGAUGGAAAUCACCGCAGGAGCCGUGCAAGAUCCUCUGCAAGUAUGCAACACACCAGAAUGAGGAGAGCAAGAUCAGAUGUAGAAAUGGACAACAUGACUGGUGAUGCCUUUGCACGUAAAGGUUCUGAAUUUCGCCAGCCGUUGUCCAGAGCAAGGUCACUAUCUCAAAUACGAUUUCAACCGUCGAGUCCUGAAGAAAUGCGUGUUGCUCUGUCGAGAGUGCCAUCCUUUGUCUUUGUAUCACCCAUGCACACCAUGUCCCCAAUCCGCAAGCAUUCCAGCAGUUCGUUCUCCAGUCGUGGGCGAAGAUCAAGAAUCGGCAGACCAUUGGGAAUAGGAAGAAGAGCAACAACAGGAACAGUAAAUGGCAUGAGGCUCAGAGUGCCGGUAAGAAGCCGAGCGUUGAGCAUGCCAAGCAGAAUCUUCAUGCAAAAUAAUCGUGGCAGUGAGGUUUUAUGGGGCCCAUCAGCCUCCUCAUCCUCUGACAACAGAAUACCCGAUCUUCCUCCCCAUUUAAUUGGGCAGCUGGAAGAUCCGUCCCGCGCUUCUUCAAUCUUCACGGGCAGAACACAACCCGGGUGGGGCCAACAGGACAGUCAAGAGGGCAGUUUCUACGAUCAGAUGAGGUCAGCAUCUGACAAUAGUGGUCGACUUUCAACAAUCACCGAUGCUGCAAAGGAAAUGCUGACGCCAAGUCAAGUCAGUGGCCUUCCGUUCUGGUAUGAGACAGAUGAGAAUGAUGGAACCGGAAACCGAGUUCAAGGAGGAGAACACAUGUCCCUGAAUACAUGGCGCUCUCUCGGUCAAAGAGCAAUGAAGGGAAUUGGAAACCUGAGAAGAGUGAAGUCUCUAAGCCCUUUUGAGGAGGCUUCACAGACGAACUCGGAACAUCUGCUGGGCACUGCGAGCAGUCCUCGUCAUCGAAGAACGUGGACAGGGCGAUUGUCAAUCACCCCACAGAGGAUGCAGAGUCUCAUGCUGGGGCGAAACAAUAGCACAACCUUGACCAGAGGGUCAAGUUCUAGAGCAGCAGCCACCUCACAAGGUCACACCGCUAGGUCCAGCAUUGAUUAUCCUCCCAACCCAGCAGAUAACAGUAUGAUGGGUCCAGCUUCCACGAGGAUGGGUGGGCUUACGAGAAACUGGCAGUCGUUGAGCAACAGGGCAAGCAGGGCAUUCAGCACAAUUACCAAGCCAUCUUUUGCAUCAUCAGCUGGCGACAAGCGCAAGUCACUGUACGAUGAGCCACAGCAACAGAAUGCCGAAGGCAAAUCUUUGUCAGUUGAGCGCGAACGAGGGGUCUCCUGGGACCAAGGUGUGGACUCACAGUCCAGCACUUCAGAAUCCUCAGAUCGGAGGGAGCCUCCUACAUAUCAGCCCGGAAAACAAUCAAUCGGGAGCAACGCAGAGACUGGUACAGGCUUUGAUGGGUCUGUACUGCGCUCAGGAGAGCAAAGUGUCAGUCGUGGUAGCAGUGCAUCCAUUGCUUCCCCUAAUAGUUCUCGGAAGAUCACUGUGGUCAACGACUCUCCACUAAACCUAGCUGUCGGAAUUGAGAAAGCGGAAGUUGAAAAGGAUUCAAGUGCAAGUGCACUCACAAACGCCCAGCAGAAGCAAUCGCAGAGCACAGAGAAUCUGUCGGACAAAACAUCGAGUGAAACCGAGGGCUCUCGUUCAGGGCCGCUCAUGGGGGACCUUUCUCAGGCAGAGCAGCAUGAUCGUCAAAAGCGUGAGAGUUCAACCACGUCGGACACAACCGCUCCAGCAGCCGAACGCCUUCCUGAGAUGUCAGAAGGAAAUCAGCCAUUGCCUGAGUCGACCGCUGAUCAGAACCUAGCUGAUCAAGAGUUAGAAAACACUGAUUCCGCCACAAAGAGUGUGGCUAUGGGUCAACACCUCGCUGAUAGUGAGGUAGCAACCAUCGCCUCUGGCACUGAGAGUGCGCAUGCUGAAGCUCUGCUGCCUACGCAAUCCGGUGACAGCCACUUGAGCACGAAUUUCAGGCUCACCAAGAAUGAAACAGCGACAGCAGACUCUGAAGAGUCUAAGCAACCAAGUUCCGAGACCAGGGACUCCUUAGCCACCAACGGCCCAACACAAGAGGUACUCAAACAUCCUGCAGGUGAUUUGCAACCCAACUCUCAAAAGGCAAGUUAUGUGACCUUGGAAGCAAUAACAACAUCCGAUGGUACAAGUCAUGGUGCUCCAAGUGAAAUCACGGAUGGGAAAGAAAACCAGAACCAAAGCCAAAAUGAAGGUGAUAAUGUUCAAGAAUCGUCAACUGUAGAAGUGACAUCGGAUCAAGGAAGCACUGUGCCAAUUGAGGAAUCGACAACAAGUGGUGGUGUUCUCUCCCCAGAGUCAGGGUCGGCUGCAGAGACCGGAGCACAGGUCCUCUCCCAUGAAAGCAAUUCAGAAGAACUGUCAAUCAGCCCUACGGAAAACGCUCAAUUGGAACAGGGGAAAGCACCACAUCGUCGUGUGCGAUGGUCAAUCACACAAGAGGUUGCACCCAUCGUUCGACCACCUCCCACCUCUUUCGCAUCCAAGGUGAAGCAAACUUUUGGUAGUCUUUUCGGUAGAGGCUCGCGGGGUUCUACCUCCAAACCUUCAUCGACUGAUCCUCACCAGCACCAAUCUGUUCCCAACUCUCCAGAAAAGGCAAAAACUGGGGGAAUCCCAAGACAAAGCGCCAUCAGGAGAUCGGGUGUGGACAACUCCAGGCAAGGAGAGCAAUCAUCAAAAGUUGAUCACCAAGGUGUAAAGGUCUCAAGCGAUGGUCUUGUCACUUCGACUACAGCGGAAGUUUCUGAAAAAGAACCCAUCCUUCACAAGGAGGCCACAGAUGGAAGGAGUCAAAAGGAAGGGCAGCGCAUUUCACAUCUAGGCUCCAUUUCAUCAGUCCCUCAGGAAACUGAUGAAAACAUGAACAAGAGCUCAGUUGUAAACCAAUCAAGUGAUCCUGCGGAUGGGAAGAAAUCGUCCUCGGCUAGUUGGAACGCCUUCUCUCGGAUCAGGGGAGACUCUCGUGCUUCUGACAAGAGAGCAUCCUCCACCAGCAACUAUACUUCACCGGAGUCUGAUUCUUCUUCUGGCAGUACAGGAACUUCAACUGAAACAUCCUCCAGCUCAAACCAAGCUGCGGGGAGGAAAGAGCAUUCCAGCAUCGAGCCCCAUUCCUCCCAGCUCUCAGCAUCAGACGACGAUUCCCUCUCCAGAAAGAGAAGAAAGACAUCAUCUUAGCCUUAGAGAGUUUGCACACACGGACUGGCUACGCUCUUGUAAGAAAGAAGCGGGACAGUCACACUUCACACUUUCCUAUCAUAAUAUAGUAAUAUACCUUUCACGAAAACUUUCAGUUAGUAUACCCAAACCGACCCCCCAGGAGUAGAGUCAAGGAGGAUCUAAAAGGUCCAGAGCAAGUCGAGGCAGAGUCUCUGACAGACAAAGGUAUACCAGCGAGUCAGAGUUCUAACCCCACUGGCAUGGGGUGGCAAUAUAGAACCACGGCGAAAGAGGCAUAGGACAACGGGAGGUAUCGCACAAACAGCAUGCCAAAUUAGGAAAUAAACUGCCUUUGGGUGC
Chara braunii is the source of this 9332-nucleotide messenger RNA. Lineage: Eukaryota; Viridiplantae; Streptophyta; Charophyceae; Charales; Characeae. The record is from the annotation of a GenBank genome assembly.